Aspergillus pseudonomiae is the source of this 897-nucleotide messenger RNA. Its product is annotated as SDR family oxidoreductase. The transcript has a single exon. Bases 1 to 897 code for a protein of 298 amino acids. Gene Ontology annotation, molecular function: oxidoreductase activity. Lineage: Eukaryota; Fungi; Ascomycota; Eurotiomycetes; Eurotiales; Aspergillaceae. The record is from RefSeq and is a predicted model, not a curated record.
AUGACGACCAUCUCUCGACCAACCGCUGACGCUCUCACGGAGAAUGUCUCCAACAAAGUAGCUAUUGUUACCGGCGCCGCACGUGGCAUCGGAUUUGCCACGGCCGGUCUCUUAGCCCGCCACGGGGCCCGCGUGGUGCUUGUGGAUUUGCACGAGGAUGCACUAAAGAGUGCCGUGGAGGCCAUCGGCGGACAAGCCACAUACAAGACCUGCGACGUGAGCGACUGGGAUCAGCAGAUCGCCUUGUUCCAGUGGGUCAUCGACACCGUCGGGCCCAUUGAGCUCGUCGUGUGCAACGCCGCUAUCAACCCCGAAAUCACACUGCUUCAGACGCAAGACCCCGAGCGACACGCACAGCUAAAUAGCCAAGCGCGGUACAAUUAUUUGGCGGAUGAAACCAAGGAAGGAAAGCUCCAGCGCCCGUCAACGCAGCUCUUUGACGUCAACGUCAACUCCGUCGUGUUUGGUCUCAAAUUAGCCAUCCACCAUAUGAAGCAGAGAGAAGCGGGCGGCCGCAUCGUCGUCGUUGGCUCCGCUGGAUCCUACGUCCCUGUGCCUUCGCAGCCGCUCUAUACCGCCAGCAAACAUGCGGUCUUGGGCCUGGUCCGCAGCACCGCCCUGAUCGAGGAGGUUACGCGAGCGAACGUCGCCAUUUCCUGGAUCGCGCCGUGGCUCACGCUGACCUCCAUGGUGGAAGGGCUGGAGGCUACCACGUCAGCCAACACGCUCAAGAGCUCGCCGGAGGAUGUGGCAUGGGCCAUCGCAGCGGCCGCGGCGUCACCGACGAGCUGGGCCAACGGCAAGGGCUUCUGGGUGCAAGGUACGACGAUCACCGAGGUGGAGGGCACGUAUGGGGAGGUCGGCCAGCGGUUGAUAAGCCCUGAGAACCAGUUCUGA